Cydia strobilella is the source of this 2063-nucleotide messenger RNA. RefSeq names its product glutamate receptor ionotropic, delta-2-like. Lineage: Eukaryota; Metazoa; Arthropoda; Insecta; Lepidoptera; Tortricidae. The record is from RefSeq and is a predicted model, not a curated record. Gene Ontology annotation, cellular component: membrane. Bases 257 to 2050 code for a protein of 597 amino acids. Gene Ontology annotation, molecular function: ligand-gated monoatomic ion channel activity. The transcript has 9 exons.
AGUUAGGUUAAGAUUAUUUUAAUGUUAAAAAAAUUAUUGACUGCUGAACCUUAAUGUUUUUAUUAGACCCGUUGCAAUUACAUUAGUUACUGUUUGACUUCAUAAGUAAACAUGUGUUGUGGAGUUGUUUACCUGACCUUAUCCUACGGUUUAUCAUUAAUGACGAACGUAACAUCUGCUUAUAAACGUCUGUAUCACAAGUGCUUUCAAGGAACACGGUUUUUUUCUCCGAAAUAACAAGAUUACCUAAAUCAAGAUGAUAAUGCCAAGUAUAUUAUUCCCCAUUGAAAUAUUACUCAACAUAUUGAUAAAUGAGCAUUUGCAGGAAUCUUUUUGCUUAACUUUUGCUACUGAAACAAAAUUAACCGUUAACAUUCCCACAAACAUGAGCUCUAUGAUAAUACAGCCCAAUAAUUCAGUACUUGUUGAGCAAAUUUUGGAUGCGUCGGAAAAAGGUUGCUCUGACUACAUAAUUCAAAUGCACGAACCUGAAAACUUCAUGAUGGCUUUUGAGAAAGUUAAUCAUUUAGGAGACAUAAGAAGAAGCGACAAGAAACUUAUAUUUUUACCCCUUCAAAAUGAAAUGUUAAACAAAAGUGAUCUUACUAAUAUUUUGACGCUAACUGAGACCGGUUUUGUUGCUAAUAUAUUGUUGAUAGUACCUUCUUUACAAAGCUUAGGCGAUUGUAAGUUAUAUGACAUGAUAACUCAUACGUUUGUUGGCUCCGAUGAAGAAGUACAAAAGCCUUUGUAUUUGGAUCGUUGGGAUUCUUGUACUGGCCAAUUCGAGAGAGGAGUGAAUUUGUUUCCUCACGACAUGGCGAACUUAUACGGCAAGACGGUCAAAGUUGCCGCGUUUACGUAUAAACCAUACGUUUUAUUAGACCUAGAUCCAUCUUUAAACCCUCUGGGCCGCGAUGGCAUGGAAAUGAGAAUUAUCGAUGAGUUCUGCAGGUGGGUGAAUUGCACCGUGAAAAUAGUAAGAGACGACGAGCACGAGUGGGGCGAGAUUUAUGAGAAUAAUACGGGCGUCGGCGUCCUGGGCAAUGUGGUUGAAGAUCGUGCCGACAUAGGCAUCACGGCGCUGUAUUCCUGGUACGAAGAAUACAGAGUGUUGGAUUUUUCUGCUCCAAUUAUUAGAACUGCUAUCACUUGCGUCGCACCCGCACCUAGGAUUUUGACAAGUUGGGAUCUACCCUUGGUGCCAUUCACGUGGACGAUGUGGAUAUGCCUACUGUUUACCUUCUUCUACGCUUCGUGUGCUCUCUCCGUAGCCCAGCGCUCUACCAAAAAUGUUUUCUUAGACACUUUUGGGAUGAUGAUCACUCAAACUCGUGAGGACGCGACUUCAUGGCGCAUACGCAGCAUCACCGGCUGGAUGCUAGUGACAGGCCUAGUCAUAGACAACGCCUACAGCGGCGGCCUGGCGUCCAGCUUCACGGUCCCUAAGUACGAGGCCUCCAUAGACACAGUGGAGGACUUGGUGGACAGGAAAAUGGAGUGGGGCGCGACGCACGAUGCUUGGAUAUUUUCUAUUAUUCUUUCAGAGGAGCCUCUGAUCAAGAGUUUGCUCAGUCAAUUUAAAACUUAUCCAGCCGACAUUUUAAAGCAGAAGAGCUUCUCCAGAAGUAUGGCGUUUAGUAUUGAACACCUGCCAGCAGGAUACUUCGCGAUCGGUGAAUACAUAACCAAAGAAGCGGCGAUGGACCUCGAAAUAAUGCUGGACAAAGUCUAUUACGAACAAUGCGUUGUGAUGUUGAGGAAGAGUUCUCCGUAUACUGCUAAACUCAGCGAGUUAGUUGGUCGCCUUCACCAGUCUGGGCUAAUGCUGUCUUGGGAGACGCAGGUGGCUUUGAAAUAUCUAGAUUUCAAAGUACAAUUGGAAGUAAGGUUGUCUAGAGCAAGAAAAGAUUUGGAAGAAAUUGAGCCGUUAAGCAUAAAACAGCUUUUGGGCAUCUACAUUUUUUACUUCGGAGGAGUAGUCAUAGCACUUCUUGUUUUCUUCGGGGAAUUACUCUCUAAAUGCAGCAAACCUUCAAUAGUGUUAUAAUAAAACCUAUAUA